AUGCCCACUCGCCACAAUUGGGAUACGGAGCGCGUGGGUGUGGCACAUUUGGCAGGCGCACUAAGUCCGCUAUGCAUAACAGAUGCCAAUCAUGAGAUUUUGCGCCCAAAGCCACGCAGACCCACGGGCAACUUGCCGCCAAACUUUGGACAGCAGGCGCCCGCACAGGUGACGGGAUUGCCGCCAGUGCCGGUGCCGCCGCAGCCGCAGCUGCAGAUACAGCAACAGGCGCAACCAGCCCUUGCAGCACCACAAGUGGGAGCCGGCGGUGGUGGCCAUGCGGUGGCUAUGGCAACGCCAGCACCGCGAGUCUUUAAGGAGCUGGCGCAGCAGCCGAACAAGGCGCCUGUGAAUGUAAAUAAGAUAACAGCGAAUGCGCUACCAGUGGUAACCAGCCCCUUGCCACUGCAGCAGCAUCAGCAGCUGACUUCGCCCAUCUCCAAGACGGCAAUGCCGCAGCGUGCGGUUGCCGGACCCGCUAGGCUGACGGUGCAAAGUACGCCAGUAAAGUCUCAGCCACCGCAGCUGAGCGGCAGCCUGCAAAGCUCUCCCAGUCGGCCCACGCUGGGAAUACCGACAUCCACGACGACGACGCAGGCGCCGCGAACGCAUCAGCACGAACAGUUUCGGGCGUUGCAGCGGGUGCAGGAGUGCCACAGUUCCUCGGAUGAGAAUCGUAGCUCAGGCCAUGCUAGCAUGUCGGAUACGGGCGGGCACAGUUCCUCGCCAGCGGGCGGCUUGACAUUGGGACCGCUGCCCGAGGAUCGGCUGGCCGCUGGUGUUACCAAUCGCAGCACACGCUCGAGACGCCAUCGUGGAAUAAUGCCAGCCGGCAAAGCACCCUGGAGCGGCAGCGGCCUGGAGGACAUAAAGCUGGCCAUACAACAGCUAACAAUGCGCUCCCAGACAAGCAGCAGCACCUACAGCAGCCUGAGCGCCGGCUCGGAGAGCUCAGAGCCGGCCAGGCGACUGGGACGCUAUUCGUCGCUGGAGACGGUGAUCACCAGCACCAGCGCGGAUGAGUUUGUGUGGGUGGACUCGCACAAUCGGCUCGUGGAGCUGCAGCAUCCACCGUGGAGCCAACAGUGCAUUAUGCGUGUGCUGCGGAAUGGACGCUGCAAGCAGCAGGCGGAGCAUGCGUCCGUAGAGGUCAUCUCCCGGCUAGGUUAUCUGCUGCAGCGUGCUCUGGUGCGCAUCGCACGGGAGAUACAACGUUUCUCGGCUGGGUUGGGUUUGUGCUCCAAGCAGGAGGUGACCGGCGCCUUCAAGGUGGUGCUCUGCUCCACACUUGCCGACUCCUGCACCAAGGCGUGCCUGCGUGCCGCCGCCAUGUUCGCAGUGCCCGGCGAGAGCGCCCUAAAGCAAAGCAAAUCCUCACGCGCCGGUCUACAGCUGUCGGUGGGCAGCUUCUUCAGAUGGAUGACCGAUGCUCGGCUGGGCAAGUUCAUACACGAGUACGCUGCCGUCUACCUGUGCGCUGGCAUUGAAAAUCUGCUCGAGGAGAUUAUGUUGCAGUGCGGCGGCGGUGCCGGUGGCACCACUGCCCAGGCUCUAGAUCAGAGCAUUGCCAGUUCUGGCGAUUUCUGGGGCUUGUUGCAGCCGUUUGCACAUUUGAAUGCCGGACGCAUUGCCUCCGGCGCUUUGGCCAUGCCGCGCUGGGCAAGCGCCUUUUCGCUGGCCACCUGUGUGGGUAGCAUACGCGAGCUAAAGGAGAAGGCGCUGCGCACACAGCAGGAAUUCCAGCAUGCCACCGCCCUCUCCAAUGCGGCGCUAAGUGCAUUGUUCUAUUUUAUGCGCUGCUCCCAGCUGGAGCACACUGAGCUGGCUGCCCAGAGCUCAACGGCCGGCCAGGCGCCACCCAACAGUGGCACCCAUAACGUCCAGGAGCUGUGCUAUGAACGCGCCUACGUGGUGCUCCCACCGCUGGCCGAAUGGCUGCGAGUGGCAUCGGCGCACGCUGAGCACCGCAAUGGCCUGAUGAUUGACAAGGAUGAUAUUUUGCAGGCUGCGCGUCUAUUGCUGCCCGGAGUGGAUUGUCCCAUACGUCCUGUGGCUCAUGAUGAGGAGCUGCCCACAAAGAAGACGCACUUUAGCAGCGGCAGCAGCCAGGGUGGCAGCGCCACUGGCACUGGCAGCUCCAGCUCCAGUUCCCCGGCCGUGAGCAGUAUUGGCGAGGACACUUCGGAACUGGGCAGGCGUGCCACCAUUGGUGUCGCCUUCAAGCUGCUGCUGACGGGUCGCGCCGAGCUUCUAGCCCAAGCUGCGCAGCUGCUGCCGCCUACCACACGCUAUGAUACACAGAAUAGCGCCGGGUUGACAGCCCUGAUGAUUGCCAGCAUACGAAAUGAUGAGGUCGCCUUGCAUGCCCUGCUCGAUGCCGGCUGUGAUCCGAAUGUGGAGGUGCCGGCGGCGGGAAGCACUGGCUAUCCGGCCAUACAGCCGGACACACAACACUGGACGGCACUCAGUUUUGCCGCCAGCCGUGCUAACUAUGUGGCGCUGCGCAUUCUGCUGGAACGCGGCGGCAAGGUGGAGGGCGGUGCUCGCAGCAGCGAGGAGAAGUGCACAUUGACGCCGUUGCAGCUGGCCGCGGGCACAGGCAAUCUGGAGAUGGUGGCACUCCUACUGGCGCAUGGCGCCAAUGCUUUCCUGUCUACACAGCAGAAGGACACACUGUGCUUUGCGGGUGCCGCGCAGAAGGGUUGCUUCUGUGCCAUCUCCGUGGCGGCAGCGCAUGGGCAUCGUUCGUGCCUGCGCAAGCUGCUCACGCAUCCGCUGUCGCCGGGCACGCGGGAUGUGCUCUCGCUGGAGGAGAUGCUCGCCGAGGGCGAUGUGGUGGGUGUGCGUGGCUCUGGCGCUGCCGCGGCCACAGUCGCUGGGGAAGAUCUGCUGCCGCUGCUGAACAAGACGCAGAUCAAGCGACUCCAGGAGGCCAUGUACCACAGCGCCGAGAACAAUCACUUGGAUAUAACCAUAGAGUUGCGCAAGCUGGGUGUGCCCUGGACCUUGCACUGCUGGAUGCAUGCGCUGUCGGCGGCUCACGAGUUGCGACUGGACGCGGUCAUUGAUCAGCUGUUGCAGGACUUUCUCCAGGUUUGCCCCGAUGAUUAUAGCGCCCAGUUUGUUAGCGAGUGCCUGCCCCUGCUCUUCAACAUCUUUCGCAAUAAGAACGAAGGCACCACGCUGCUGCUGGCGGACAUCUUUGCCACAUGCUUUGGCUGGGAGGCGCUGCAUCCACUGAAAGAGCAGCCGCCACUGCAGCCAGUCCAGGGCACACGCAUCGAUCCAAAGUUUGUCAACAAUCCGGAACUAAGCGAUGUCACCUUUCGCGUCGAGGGUAAAAUAUUCUAUGGCCACAAGAUAGUGCUGGUCACGGCCUCGCCACGAUUCCAGAGCAUGCUCAGUGCCAAGCUAAGCGAUGCCACCAGCACGCCCACUGUCCAGAUCAAUGAUAUACGCUAUCACAUCUUCCAGCUGGUCAUGCAGUUUCUAUAUAGCGGCGGCUGCAGUGCUCUGGAUGUAUCCCAUGGUGAUGUGCUCGAACUGAUGGCUGCCGCCAGCUUCUUUCAGCUGGAGGCGCUGCUGCGCUACACAGAGGCGCGCUGCUCCGAGAUGGUCGAUGUGGACAAUGUGGUCGCCAUGUAUAUACAUGCUAAGGUUUACAAUGCCAACAAUCUCUUGGAGUAUUGCCAGUGCUUUCUGCUGCAGAAUAUGGUCGCACUGCUGACCUACGAUGAUUCAGUGAAGCGUCUGCUGUUUGCCAAGAAGAUACCAAAUCAUGAUGUCCUGGCCGGCCUGCUCCAGACGCUGCAGCAGCGACUCAAGAGCCGCAAGCCGAAUGCUGGUGGGUUGGUCAACGUCUAUCGCUCUCCGCCGGCCACGCCUGUCAAGAAGUAGCGGCUACAUCUCGCUCCUUACCCAGACUAACACAUACAGCAUAUGUUCUGCUUAUGUCAUAUUUAUUGCAUUGUUUUUAACGAAUCUCUCUGAGCUCUCGUACUCGUAUGUAUUAUAACGCCCCUUAUGCCUAGACCUAUCCCUAAAUACUUGUAGUUGUAUUUUGUACUCUCAACUUGUUCAGCGCACUGUUAAUUUAAAUGCUAGUUAACGUGGUACAGCUUAGAGCGUCCUGUAGCAAACCUGUAGUUAGUUGAAAUUGUUUCUGCAUUAAAU
Messenger RNA from Drosophila novamexicana, 4173 nucleotides. RefSeq names its product ankyrin repeat and BTB/POZ domain-containing protein 2-like. The record is from RefSeq and is a predicted model, not a curated record. The transcript has 6 exons. The coding region runs from base 1 to 3897 and encodes 1298 amino acids. Gene Ontology annotation, molecular function: protein heterodimerization activity. Lineage: Eukaryota; Metazoa; Arthropoda; Insecta; Diptera; Drosophilidae.